Rotaria sp. Silwood2 is the source of this 506-nucleotide messenger RNA. The record is from the annotation of a GenBank genome assembly. Lineage: Eukaryota; Metazoa; Rotifera; Eurotatoria; Philodinida; Philodinidae.
AUGACAAAUACAUGUUAUAUGAUAUCAUCAUCACCAUUAUUAUUAGAAAUAUUAAAAGAACUUUCAUACGUAUCAUCAUUAGAAAUUGAGAAACAUACUUUAUUACCAUUUCUUAAUAAUCAUCAAUUAUGUGAAUAUUUAAAUAGAAAGAUUAAAACAUUAGAUAUAUCUAUUAAUUUCAUUGAUUAUCCUAUUACAUCGAAUGAAGUGGAUUUGAUUUGUAAAACAUUUUCAAAUUUCGAACAACUUCAUUGUUAUAUGGGAGAACUCGAUAAUUUAUUAUCAAUAUUGAGACAAUGUUUAAAAUUAUCAAUAAUAAACAUCCAACCUAUUAGUGAAGAUAUAUAUAUUCAUGCAUGGUAUAAAACGGUGACAUGACAGUUGAGCCCCCAUUAAACAGGAGAUUAAAGAGUACAAGAAAAUAAUUUUUUUUGAAUAAAUUUUGGGAGGUGAAUCGUGCAAUGUUGUUGCACUAUUUCUAAUAUUUGAUUUAAAUUUCAUUGGCG